AUGGAAGCAAAUGAUCAUGAUGUAGAAGAUGAGUCUUCUUUUGAUAAAAAAGCGAUUGAACAAUGUUCCUUGCAACCACAAAUAAAUAUUGAACCAAGAGUUUCUGAAGUUCUUGAAAGCCCAACUUCAUCUCUUAUUAUUGGCUCAAUUCUGGAUACACCAAAAAAAGUUGCUUUGAAGAAGGAACUUUUUGCUUGCAAAAGGCUUUUAACAGUAAAGAACCACAAAUUAUCAAACUUACGCAAACAAAAUAAAAGACUAAAGAAAAAAUACAAUAACUUAAAGGAUGUUCUAUCUCUAUUAAAUAAACGUCAAAUAGUGGAUCAGUCAUUACUUCAUGACCUAUCUAAACAUAUAGAAGUUACAGACACUUUUAAUGCUAUUUAUUUAAAGAACGUAACAGGCAGAAAGCGGCCAUUUUCUCAAUAUCCACCAGGUGUCGACAUAUUUUCAUCCAAGUGUCACGAUAAUAAUCAUAGAGUUAUUACAAUAAAAUCGAUUACUGAACGGUACCUUAAAGUAAGAUUACAUUACAUAGCAAAAAAAGAUACGGAAAAAAAAUAA
Parnassius apollo (apollo) is the source of this 564-nucleotide messenger RNA. The record is from the annotation of a GenBank genome assembly. NCBI's taxonomy places the organism in Eukaryota, Metazoa, Arthropoda, Insecta, Lepidoptera, Papilionidae.